UGGUGGAAGGUGUGGCGCUUUUGGUACCUUAUAGUUUGAUUUUAAUAUUCUUUUAAUCGAAUUUGUAGUACUAUUCGAUAAUAACAGUUCCUUUCAAUUUUGGAAUAUAUUAAAACGCGAUUAUAUUUAAAUUAUAGUUGGGCAGUGCGGCUGGUAUUUAUUAAUGGGGAAUUAGAAAAAGUAUUUGAAUUUUUAUUUGACAGUAAGGCUGUAAAAUCACGAUCGAAAUAAAUAUACUUUCAACGCUCAGCCAUGGCUUACAGAAAUGGAUAUUCACGAGAUGACAGAAAUCUGGAUAGGGACAGGGAUCCAAGGAAUGAUGUGAAGCCUCCAGUUCAUAUUAUUGAACAUUUGGCAACAUUUAGCGUGUCUCGCAAUACUGGAAUCCUUUAUCCAAUUGAUGGAAUGCGUAAACUGCGCCAAAUGGAACAAACCAAUGGUAUAUGGUCGCAGAAAAUGCAGAUUUGCUUAGAUCACCCUUGGGUUUUAAUCUUAGAUGAAUCUGGGAGCCUGGUUGAAAGAUUUCCAGUUGAUAGCAUUGAAGAUCCUACGGCCUUUAUGAGCCAGGAUCCCAUGGACAUGUACAAUAAUAUCUUGGUGUUCAUUAUUGCUGAUUCAAGUCAAUCUUCACCCGCCGAAAUGCAAAUGCAUAUAUUUCAGUGCCAAAGUAUUUCUGCUCAAGAUUUGGUUGAAGAUUUGAAACAGCUAAGAAUGGGAAAAGCGUUCACUAGAAGUCGAAAAAGUAGUAUACCACCCCCCGCCCACAAACCACCACAGCAUAUUGUCAGCCCUUCACGUGACCACAGCAGAGAUUACCUGAUGCAUCAAAGAUCUGAUUCGGAACUGACGGAAAACAACGAUGACUCUAGUUCAACAACCAGCGAAAAAUAUGAAAGAGACGUAACAAUAUUGAAUCACUGUUUUGAUGAUAUCGAGAAAUUCAUCGCUAGGCUUCAGCAUGCUGCUGCGGCUAAAAGAGAGCUUGACAGAAAGAAAAAAACGAGGAAAACCAAAAAGCGAGACAUGGGUGAUGGUAUGUUGACCAUGAGAGCUAAACCACCACCAGAAAAAGAGUUUAUUGAUAUAUUUCAAAAGUUUAAAUUAUCGUUCAAUCUUCUAGCCAAAUUAAAAGCCCACAUUCAUGACCCGAAUGCUCCAGAAUUAGUACAUUUUCUUUUCACACCUCUGGCACUAAUUGUGGAAGCCUCGCAUGACUUCUACUUCGAACAGCACAUCCCCCAAAACGUAACCGCACCCUUACUGACCCACGAAGCCAUUAAUCUGCUUAUGAAUUGCGUCACGAGCAAGGAAACAGAACUAUGGCAUUCUCUGGGAAACGCCUGGAUUAUGCCUAGAGAUCAGUACAGUGGACACGUGCCAUCCUAUCAUCCGGUGUUCAUGGAUGGAUGGUCUCCAGAGUAUCCAGUAGACGAUCCUGACCUUAAUGAUAAACCCUAUCCGUUGGAUGUUAAAGAUGAUGACUCCGACAAUCACUUUAUGCCGCCUGUUGGAGAAAGCACGGCUAAAAGUGACAUUUCUCUCGACUCGAUUGAAUUGAAAGGAGAAGAAAAAGGAUUUGGUUAUGGACAAGAGAGAUUUUUAGAAGACCUGCAAAAUCGAGGAGCUCAUAUCGUGCAAGUUACUUAUCCAAGAACCGCUAACAACGAUAAAGAACUAACUGUUGUUAGAGGAGAAUUUCUAGAGAUAUUAGAUAGUAGCCGAAAAUGGUGGAAAGCAAGGAACAGCAAAGGACAGAUAGCUCAUGUACCAAAUACUAUUGUUACUCAAUAUCAUUCCAGCAAUGUAAGCCCGCUUCAUAGAAAUCCACAUAUAGAGGACUCUCCACCGGUACGUUAUCCUGGUCAAAGUUCAAGCAAUGAUCACAGAGUUCAGCCGAAACCGGCAGAAUUCAUCAUGAACGACAGAAUAGGUAAGAAAGUAGAGCGCAAACAAGCACAACCUGUUUCGGUACCUGUUCCUCCACCUCCUCCUCCUCAAGUACCCGCGCCACCCCCUCCUCCCCCUCCAGUAGGUGACAUGUCACAACCAGCAACCCUCAAGAGAACGGUGUCACGUCGUUCGAUAGCCUCAAACAUCUCUAUGAGCGAUGCCAUGCAAGAAGAGCUGAACAGCGUGUUGACUAUCGUAAGGGAGAAACAAAAACCCUCGCCCCUGAACAUCAAAACCACCCCAGAAACUUACAUCGAUUCAAAAUCAACCCCUAAGGAAGUGCAAGAAUGGAUCAGGUCCAAAGGUUUCAGUGAGAACAUAGUUAAAAGGUUCCAAGGGGUAGACGGUUACAGGCUGUUUGAAAUGACCAAACCUAUGUUCGAAAAAGUUUGUAAUCCUCUACUGGGAGCUAGGUUGCACUCUUACGUGCUCGUACAGAAGUCUGUUAGCAAAUUCCAAACCUUUAGAACAACAGAGCUACAACAAAUUCUUGCCAAAGCGAGGCAAAAGGUUGACCAACAAGAACCAACGACGGAGUUAUGAUAUAGAUAAUAUAAAUGCUUUUAAAAUGAUAUUUUAAUGUGUUACUAGUUUUAAAUAUUGUUAGUAUUCAAAUGUAUUUAGUCUGCAAAUAUUAAUAUUGGUUUAUGUCAUCAAAAAUAUGUAACAUAUUGUACGUAAGAGAUUAAAUUGUUAGCUUUAAUAAAUUAUUUAAAUCUAA
Molecule: messenger RNA, 2671 nt
Organism: Sitophilus oryzae (rice weevil)
Lineage: Eukaryota; Metazoa; Arthropoda; Insecta; Coleoptera; Curculionidae
Product: epidermal growth factor receptor kinase substrate 8-like
Exons: 8
Coding region: 253-2493 (746 amino acids)
Biological process (GO): Rho protein signal transduction; regulation of Rho protein signal transduction
Cellular component (GO): plasma membrane
Molecular function (GO): actin binding
Source: RefSeq, a predicted model, not a curated record